Colletotrichum siamense is the source of this 1773-nucleotide messenger RNA. RefSeq names its product putative aspartic-type endopeptidase opsB (gene opsB-0). The record is from RefSeq and is a predicted model, not a curated record. Gene Ontology annotation, biological process: proteolysis. Gene Ontology annotation, molecular function: aspartic-type endopeptidase activity. Lineage: Eukaryota; Fungi; Ascomycota; Sordariomycetes; Glomerellales; Glomerellaceae. Bases 1 to 1773 code for a protein of 590 amino acids. The transcript has 3 exons.
AUGGCGCUACUCUCCUCCGCCCUACUGGCCCUCUCGCUAGUCGCCCGCACCCAAGCAUGGCCUGCACUACCAACCGAUGACGGAGACUUUGGCGCCUUUAUGACUCUUCCCGUCAUUCCUUAUACGACGCAGCACGAUGCCAAGGACAACGUUGCCCCGCGAGGGCUUCCUCUACCGGUGGAUGAGGGUUCGGAGACGAUGAUGAUGACGCUACCGGUGACUUCGAAGCUGAGGAGGAGACGUGUGAAUGGGAACCGCCCGCGGAAGCUUUUGCUCGACGACAUCCUCACUGACGACCUGGAGGCUUUGCCCGCUGCCCCAAAGCUCAAGCCUCCGGUUUCAAUGAGAGGCUUGCCGGUAGACGAUGAAGUCGACAUGAAGGCUACCUUCGUCACCUUGCCUGUCAUCCACUCCACGAAGCGUGGGGUCUUCAGCCGACAAGUCGAAGCGAAGCUCGCCAACCGUUCAGACGUGGCAUACUACGCGCAACUCAACAUCGGCACGCCCCCACAACCCGUCUACGCCCAGCUUGAUACCGGGUCCUUCGAAUUGUGGGUGAACCCGGAUUGCAGCAUACUCAGCGCCUCCGAUCAACGCUUCUGUGAAGCCGUCGGCUUCUACGACACCGCCAAAUCAUCGACCGUUACUCCAUUGCGGACGACGAAAACGCUGCGCUACGGCAUUGGCGCCGCCAACAUCACCUAUGUCCGCGACAACCUUGCCCUCGCUGGGUCACGGCAGACGAUGCAGAAUGUUCAGUUCGGUGUGGCCACGAGCUCGGAAGAUCAGUUUGCCGGUAUCCUUGGUAUUGGUGCUGGUGAAGGUGUCAACACGCGCUACAAGAAUCUCAUCGACGAACUUGCGGCUCAGAACGUUACUAAGACCAAGGCCUUCAGUCUGGCUCUGGGAUCAAAGGAUGAGCAGGAAGGGGCCAUCAUCUUCGGUGGAAUCGACACUUCGAAGUUUUCUGGAUCUCUGGCUCGCCUACCGAUCAUUCCUGCCGACCAGUCUCCUGAUGGUGUUGCGCGGUACUGGGUUGAAAUGACCCAGAUGAGCAUCACCCCGCCGAGCGGACGAACACGAUACUACCCGAACAGCAACAUGCCUGUCUUCCUCGACAGCGGAGCUACUCUCACCCUGCUACCUAUGGAUAUCGCGAACACGAUUGCGUCCGAUUUUGGCUCACCGGGUCUCGAUGCUAAUGGAUUCUACCCCGUCUCCUGUACUCUGGUCAACCUCAACGGAACUGUCGACUUCGACUUUGAAGGGAUGAAGAUCAAGGUGCCAUACAAGGAGAUGAUUCGUGAGCUGCGCACAAGCCCGCCGGUUUGUUACCUUGGCAUUGUUCCGAAUUCGGAUUUCACGCUGCUGGGCGACACCUUCCUGCGUUCAGCCUAUGCCGUGUUCGAUCUCGAUACUAAUGCUGCCUACCUUGCUCAAUACGUCAACUGUGGCACCCGGACGAUGGCUAUCAACCGCCCAGAAGAUAUUCCUGCCAUCAAGGGGUUGUGUCCCGGUGCCCCCGUAACGUCACCGGUCAAUAACGGUACCAUUACUGUGCCUAACACUGGUGCCGGGACCGGCUCAAACUCCGGAUCUGGUUCCGGGUCUGGCUCCGGCACAGGUUCCGGCACAGGAUCAAAUCUCCCAACCGGCGCCUCUCCAGAGACGUCGGGGCUUCCGUCGGCAGGUUCUGGGUCAUCAGCCUCAAUAUCGUCCCCCAGCUUCGCUGCGAUAGUGUCAAGCGUCAUCUUGACAUGGAUGGUCUUGUAA